GUUUUUUGGAAAUAUUUUUAUCGUUUUUGGCAACAUGUAAUUUUAACAUAAGAACUCCAAAACUAUCCGUAGGAAACGUAGACCACAGUUUUCCCCCAAAACAACUCAACCAAAACACUUCCAAACAACAUGUCAAGGAAUUGAAUUUGUGGAUUUUGAGAACCCGUCAGCCCUUUUCUCAUCACUUACUGGCUGAGUCUCUGCCUUUGAAAGCAGAGACCCAAAAUCAGGUGUUCGCCAGUCUGCACGGGAACUAAGCUCAAUGGGUCGAUCUCGUGGAGUUUUUCAGUCCCCUGAUGAGGACCCCACCCAAAGGUUUUGCAUUUUCUUUCUCAUCAUUUGAUCUUAUGUAAUUCGCUUUUGUUUUUCAGAAAGAUUAUAUUAACGUGGAUUGAUUUGGUAGUGUCUCGAUUUUAGAAAUGCGGGUUUGAGGGAAUUGGAUGUGGGUUUGUGUUUUCCAGCUGAUGCAGAGCGGUCAGUGAAAUGGUUGUAUAGAAGCAGAAGUUUAUGUUUUUUUUUUUUUUUUUGUUGAUAUAAUCUUUGUGGCUUAUUUCAUGACUGGAUUUUGCAGGAUUGUCAUUUGGGUGUGGUUUCUGUUGUUUGAUCAAAUUGUGAUCUUCGAUGCUUUUGUAAUGGAAGUUGUCAAAAAAGGAAAAAGCCUUUUGAAAAUUUAGGGAAUCCAUUUUUGGAAGUGGUAUUUCUAUUUCAAAGAAGUGAAAUUUUGUUGUUCAUUUUAUGAUUUUUCUCAGACUUUCUUAUCAUUUUGUGGACUCAUUGAGACUUCUAUACAUCUUAUCACUGGGUUUUAGAUUGAAUUCAAUAUUUAUCUUUGUUGGUACUAAUUGUUCCGCAUUCAUACAUGGUUGCUGAGUUUCUUAUUAAUCUUUCCCAUAUAAAGAUUUUAAUUUAAUUAUCUUUCUUUUUGAAUCUAUAUUGUGUUUGCCUCUUGCAUAGCUGAGUUUUGUUUCUCUAAAUGCAUUAAUUAUGUUUUAUGAUUGUAAAAAUGUUUUGUUGAGCAGAGUUCUAUCUUUCAAUUCAAUAAUCUCUGGCACAUUGGUGCAGUUUCAUCUUAUAAUUCUGGUUUUAAUGCUAUGCAGAUCAAGGAGGAAAAAGAAUGCUUCAAGUGGAGAAAAUUUAGACUCUGCAGCUGCAGGUCAAGGAUCAAGCGAAGGGAAAAAGGCUUUAUACCAUUGUAACUAUUGCAAUAAGGACAUUACUGGGAAGAUUCGUAUCAAGUGUGCUGUCUGUCCUGAUUUUGACCUAUGCAUAGAGUGCUUCUCUGUAGGAGCCGAGGUGACAUCUCACAAAAGUAAUCACCCUUACAGGGUCAUGGACAAUCUAUCUUUUCCACUUAUUUGUCCCGAUUGGAAUGCAGAUGAUGAGAUAUUGCUCUUAGAGGGAAUUGAAAUGUAUGGCUUGGGGAACUGGACAGAAGUUGCUGAGCAUGUUGGGACAAAGACUAAAGAGCCCUGCAUUGAACACUAUGCGAAUGUCUACAUGAACUCCCCAUACUUUCCCCUUCCGGACCUGUCUCAUGUUGUUGGAAAAAAUAGAAAGGAGCUUCUUGCGAUGGCUAAAGGUCAUAGUGAUGACAAGAAAGGGUUUUCUUUGCUAGGGGAGCUUACUUUGAAGGAAGAAUCUCCAUUUUCCCCUUCAAGAGUCAAAGUUGAAGAUACACACAAGGGCGGUCCCUCAGGCCGUUUACUAUCUGUCUUAAAUGCUGAUGUAGAUUCUACGGUCCGUUCUAGUGGAACAAAUGUGGCUGCAACGGCUACUGUUAAGAAGGCAUCCAACAUGGCUCAAGUCAAGGAUGGUCCUAAUGUUGUUAAAGUGGAAGAUCCUCAAAUAGACAGGAAUUUUGGAGGGAAGAAACCCAAUUCUGGAGCGGAGGGUUCUUCAUUGGUUGAGUUGAGUGGUUAUAACUCCAAAAGACAUGAGUUUGAUCCUGAAUAUGAUAAUGAUGCUGAGCAGUUGCUAGCUGAGAUGGAAUUCAAGGAACCUGACACUGAAGAUGAGCGUGAACUGAAGUUGCGAGUGCUACGUAUUUAUGCAAAGAGGCUCGAUGAGAGGAAGCGGAGGAAGGAUUUUAUUCUAGAAAGAAAUCUGCUUCAUCCCAAUCAGUUUGAGAAGGAUUUGUCACCUGAGGAGAAGGAGUUAUGUCAGCGGUAUGACGUCUUCAUGCGUUUUCAUUCCAAGGAAGAGCAUGAAGACUUGCUCAAGACUAUUAUUUCUGAGCAUCGAACUCUCAAGAGAAUUCAAGAGCUUAAGGAAGCUCGGGCUGCUGGCUGUCGCACUUCAGCUGAGGCAGACAGAUACCUUGAACAGAAAAGAAGGAGGGAAGCAGAAGAACAUGCUCGUCGAGUAAAGGAAAGUGCUCAAGGUGGUACAAGCGGUCAGGGAGCUCAAAACGUGUUCAUGGCUUCAGAGUCUGUAGGCAAGGAUGCAAACUCAAGAACUGCAGGGCAGGCUACUUCGAGCUCUGUUAAUGAUUUUGAUGUAAUGGGGUGCCCUGAGGCAGAGCUACUGUCUGAAACUGAGAAACGCCUGUGCAGCGAGAUUAGGCUAGCUCCAGCUCACUAUCUUAAGAUGCAGGAGACUUUAUCAGUAGAAAUCUUCCAAGGCAAUGUCAGUAAGAAGUCUGAUGCUCAUCGGCUCUUCAAGAUUGAACCCAGCAAAGUUGAUCGGGUCUAUGAUAUGCUUGCCAAGAAGGGGAUUGCUCAACUCUAAGAAGGGGAUUACACAACUUUUAAGGACUCUUUGACUUGUAUAAUUUAGUUCUUCAUGUUGUUAUUGGCCGAAAGAUAUUAAUUUAUUUCCUUCAUUUUCAUUUUGUAUUUGAAAAAUGAAGGAACACUAGAACUUUUGUUGCUUGUAAAUGAUUAUAGGUGAGAUCAGUAUCCAAUAGAACAUCCAGAAUGGUGAAUUGACUUAAUUUUAUGAAGAGAUGACAUCCACCAUUGGCACUAUUCUUUGCAAUAAUAUUUAGUUGCUUUCAGUA
This is a messenger RNA of Vitis vinifera (wine grape), 2998 nucleotides long. RefSeq names its product transcriptional adapter ADA2b. The coding region runs from base 985 to 2727 and encodes 580 amino acids. NCBI's taxonomy places the organism in Eukaryota, Viridiplantae, Streptophyta, Magnoliopsida, Vitales, Vitaceae. Gene Ontology annotation, cellular component: nucleus. Gene Ontology annotation, molecular function: protein binding; zinc ion binding; transcription coactivator activity. The transcript is spliced from 13 exons. The record is from RefSeq and is a predicted model, not a curated record. Gene Ontology annotation, biological process: regulation of transcription by RNA polymerase II; chromatin remodeling.